UAUAACUAGUAAUUGACGUCGUUGCUAGGUAACUGAAAACCGGAUGGCUAUAUAUAUCUGCUGUUUGAAAAUGGGCUGUUUCAAAAAACUUGUUCCAAGAUUUAUGCGAUUCUGCUUUGCUAGGAACGCAAACGCCGAACUUGCGUUCGACACAGACAUCUGUUUGCCGGGUCACACUCUGUAUUUUUCAAUACCCGAAAGUCUUGCAAAGGAUUUUUUCGCAUGUGAACCAGAGGAUGCCGCAAUCGGACUGCGGGAGUACAUGUUCUUGUACAAAUUCGAGACCAAGAACUUGGUCGCAAAACCUGACGUGUCGUAUAAAUUCGCGACCUACUACCUUGGGGAUGUGUCAAUGAAGGGGUGGGUUCCAGAUAACAAGAAAUAUAAUGUAUCGAGGAAACAGACGGGAAGAAUGCAGCCAUACAUAAUAGGAGACACCUCUUCCGCCUCUUCAUCCUCUUCAUCGUGCUCCAACGAUGUGGUACAGCGUUCCACUCACCAGACUCCCAAACAGAUGUCCCUAACAUGUGGUACAGCGUUCCACUCACCAGACUCCCAAACAGAUGUCCCUAACAUGUGGUACAGCGUUCCACUCACCAGACUCCCAAACAGAUGUCCCUAACAUGUGGUACAGCGUUCCACUCACCAGACUCCCAAACAGAUGUCCCUAACAUGUGGUACAGCGUUCCACUCACCAGACUCCCAAACAGAUGUCCCUAACAUGUGGUACAGCGUUCCACUCACCAGACUCCCAAACAGAUGUCCCUAACAUGUGGUACACCUCUAAAGCUGAUCCGAGCACCAAGCCUCGUCGACAUAUCCAUUUAAAACGUUGAAUACAUGCUAUUUGGAAACAAUACCUACUUCCUUUACCGAAUGUGGGCCAAACGAUGGUGUUAAUAAGGAAUACUGCCAGAACUUGCGACAUGGGUGAAUGACUGUUGCGAACCAGGGACCAACUACACAAAUGAAAUUAUUUUUAGAACCGUACGCAUAUUGUAAAAAAACAGGUUGUAUUAUUGCCAAAGUAAUAUGAUGUGAACGGAUAGUGGUGUCAACAGAAAAUGUUGUUAUUGUCUUAAUAACACGGGAUGCCGAGAAAUGACUUUAUUUGACCAAAAGAACUUUUGGCUAAAAGGCUAAAUGAAUAUUUUGAUCACAGAGUAUGUCAUGAACACGAGAUGUGCUCAAAGGAGAAUGUCCUGCUCUGUACGCUGAACAUAAUCACAUACUCAUAAUUAUGUGGAAAAUGUGACUGUGCAGCUAGCUCGGUUAUUACGUAAUAAACAAAAACAACCGU
Messenger RNA from Dreissena polymorpha, 1300 nucleotides. RefSeq lists its product as uncharacterized. The record is from RefSeq and is a predicted model, not a curated record. The transcript is spliced from 2 exons. Lineage: Eukaryota; Metazoa; Mollusca; Bivalvia; Myida; Dreissenidae. Bases 44 to 622 code for a protein of 192 amino acids.